GCGGGUCCUCCCCGUUCGAGCAUAUCACGCUCCCCCUGAUGGCAUCUUUGAGGCAGUUGCAUGGAGGUCCAAGCACCGCUGGCUCUGGACUACUGUGUCUGGUGGACGUGCACGGCGACUAAAGGCCAGCGGUCCGAGUUUAGCAGCCGAACGCCGUGCCGCCGGGCUGCCUUUGAGCAACGCCUCCGUGUCCCCUGUGUGGGUCUGAGCCGAUCAGAGGAGUGUCGUGCUGCCACCUUCAGGAGGAGCAGAGGAGCGGUCCGCAUGAAGGAGGCACAAGUGUGAUUUGGGUGAUGGUGUAAUGAGCCACUGAGAAAUGAGUAAUGGAGUUCAAUUAGAGACAGACGCGAGGGGACAGAACGAGUCCAGUCGUCCCGCCACGUCAUCACCAACUUCACAGGAAGACUCUUUCAAAAGACUCUUUCCCUCUACUUAGGUGAUGGGCUGCGUUUUAUUCAGCGUUACCAACAGUAAUCCAGAUGUUCACCCUCCAGACUAAUAACACACAGGAGAAUAUCUUUGUCAUUGAUCCAGAUGUGCAGGCUGAAUGUCACAUGGUCGCUGACUGCUGCAGUCAUAUAGGUGCAUAUGUAUGUAUACACACACACACUAACUAACAUAUGUAUGUAACAUAGUGAAGCUGAGGGCAAAGGUCAAAGCACACGCUGUAUAAUUUAGACAAAAGGCCUCAGGUGAUUGGUCGUAAUCUGGGCGAGGGGAUUAAAUGAAAUCUGUUUCAUGGGGACUGUGGUGACGCACACGGGAGCCUUUAUUGUGAAGGAGCCAUGGGAAACACAACCUGAUGCUUUCCCGCCCCAGAGGUUAUGUGUUUGAUACUUAAAUCUCUGUAAUAGUAAUCAGGAUUAUUUAAACACGGGGCGUUCAGGAGCCUCCUGCGAAAAGAUAGAAAAGGCUUUUGUUGUGAAGCAGUUUCUCAUCUUCACUGGGAGUUCAUGCGUUCAGUAUGUAAAUCACAGAAUUAUGUGUUUUUCUGUUUUAUCAAUAACCUGUUUUUCCACGCGAGGCGUUCAGGGACUGCUGUAAAACGGCCCCUCUUCACGCUGGUUUGUGAGUCCUUCGUCCAUCGCUCAUCCAGCGUAUGCUGCUCCUCCAGAAGUCACGUGGUCAGGACCUGGUUGUGUUCAAUGACUUCUGAGGUCCAGGAGGACACGUGACAUCUGUGACCUUCAGUGACCGGUUUGCUGCUAAAAACGUUCCAUGAUCAGAUCAUCUGAUGGAGAGAAGAUCGCUGAGGGGGCAAGCUGGUGAAGAUCAUGUGUGGCGAUGGAAAACCCCACAAUCCAAUUUACAACAGGAAAUAAAAUCCCCUCUUUGGGGUUUUUAAGAACCUCUUGAAUCUUUAUUUUUACUCCAAUAUGAUCAUUUGUUUAUUUUAUUUGUUCAUUCAAUAUUUUGGCCGUUUUGGACUUCUGUCUUCUGACUUUUGUCCCUCUUAGAAUCCAUCAACAUAAUUAGAAACAAAACCAAAUGAAUCGGAAAGCAACAAAUGAAUAAUCUAAAAAAACGGGUUGUGUAGUUUAAUUAACUUUGAUUUACACAUCUGUGUAAUUGAGUAAUUUGUCCCAGUCGUGGUUCUAUCUCAUGAAACGACCUUUAGUUCCUGCGAACAAAGCUCAUUUGUUUCACAUCAUUUGGACUCAACCCGUGUUUUUAUUCAGCAUUUAAAGAGACAGCGUCCCGACGGGGGGGUAGAAAUGCGCAGCGAGGCCAGUGAACGCACCACUCCGCUGACAGCACGCCGACCAGCAGCAGGCGCGCGCACUGGUCCCGGUCCCGGUCCCGGUCCAGAGGCUCCGGUCCCUCCACAGGACCUCACGGCUCUUUUACUCUGAAGGGAACGCUCGCGCACAGGAGGACGACUCAAAGCGUACGUGCACCGUGUGACCGGCCGCUCUGCUGAAGGUCCAACUCGUCCUUCUGGGGGGAACCGGAGAACCAGAUGUGGGUCCAGGUGUUUGACUGCGGGGACGCAACCAUGUGCAGGUCGACCGGAGGCGGCGGGCUGCUGCGGCUGCUGGUCUGUCUGCUGCCGCUGGUGGCCGGCAGCGGGGCCGAGGUCCAGGACGCCGCCCGCCAGGAGCCACGCGGCCCCGCGGUUGCCGCGACGACGAGGCCUCACAUCCACUUGUGCCGCUCUCCCAACAUGGAGGACUUCAGCUGCUGGUGGCGUCCGCUGGACAACCUGACGGACGGGGAGCAGGUGACCUACGACCUCAGAUACUCCCACGGCAAAGGGCCCUGGUUGGAGUGUCCCGACUACGUCAGCUCGGGGCCCUUCAGCUGCCACUUUGACAGCAGCCACACCUCCAUUUGGAAGGUGUACUGCCUGAAGGUGUCCGCCGUCACCACCCGCAGGAACUACACCUCCCAGAAGCUCUGCGUGGACGUGGCCGAUAUCGUUCAGACCGAGGCUCCGGUGAACCUCAGCUUCUCCCUGACGGACGCCGGGGGGGACGAGGUGGGCCACGCCGCCCUGCUGUCCUGGUCCUACCCGGUGCCCUCUGACCUCCGCUACGGCUGGAUCACGCUGGUCUACGAGCUGCAGUACCGCCGGCUCCGCGAGCCCGACGCCUGGAAGGUCAAGCACCCCCUGCGGGAGCCUCAGGUGGAGCUGCUCGGCCUCCCCGCCGGAGACUACGUGGUCCGGGUCCGCUGCCGGUCCCAGAACAGCGGUCUGUGGAGCGCGUGGAGCGCCGCCAUGCCGAUGAGCCUCCCCGCCGGGCCGCCGGCAGGAAACCUCCUGGUUCUGAUCCUGGUGACGGGCGUCGCCGUGGUGGCUCUGCUGGUGAUCCUCUUCUUGGUCGUCCCGCAGGGAAAAAGAAUAAAAGACUACUUCCUGCCGCCUGUUCCAAAGCCGAGGAUCAUCGGCGUCGACCCGCUGCUCCUGAAGAAGGGGAACCUGGACGAGAUCAACCGUCACUUCAGGAGCUUCCACAGCUUCAGCCCCCCGAGCUACGCGGAGGACGUCUGGGUCCAGGUGAGCAGCGCCGACAUCUUCCCCGCCACGCCGAAGGACCUGACAGGGCGCGGCGAUGUCACCCCGUGUGACCGGAUGCCCCCCCCCCAACAGCAGACCACCCUCCGCCCGCCGUCCUACGUGCGGAGCGUGUUGCCCAACUGCUCCUCCGUCCCCCCAAGGUGACCCGGCCCCGUCUACGUGGUCGAGGCCCGAGGUGGUGUCCCUGCCGGGGUCAGUGUACAGCGCGAUGGGACGUCCCGGUGCCGUACCCCCGCCUCCCGGCGCCACCAACUACUCGCAUCAGGAUUUCUACACCUGCGUCCAGCUGAUGAACGAGAGCGGCGAGGUGCACCUGGUGCCCUGUCUGCCGCCGGCCUACUGCCGCGAGGCCCCGCCCCUGUGGAAGGUCGCAGGGGAGGAGAAGGGGGUGGAGCCGAAGGUGGAGGAGGACGAGGAGGACGAGGAGGAGGAGGAGGAGAAGAUGGCUGACCGCCGAGCCAAGACCCACCAGAGGAACGAUGGCGGCGAAGGGGAGAGGAGCGAGGUGGUCCCUUUGCUGCCCGUCGCCGUGGGCAACCAGGACUGAGCGCAGGGAGGGACUGGAUUGGUUGUUUCUUUGCCGAGUGGAACCUGAAGGUUACCUUUUAAAUAUAUAAAUGGAGUAUUUCUGCCCGCUGACCAUUAUUGAAUACUAUUGACCGUUGUUGGCUAUUAUUGACUUAUUAACCAUCAUUAACCGUUAUUAACGAUUGUUAACCAUUAUUAACCGUUGUUAACCAUCAUUAACCAUUAUUAACCGUUGUUAACCAUCAUUAACCAUUAUUAACCGUUGUUAACCAUCAUUAACCAUUGUUAACCAUCAUUAACCAUCGUUAACCGUUGUUAACCCUUGUUAACCAUCAUUAACCAUUGUUAACCAUUGUUAACCAUCAUUAACCAUUGUUAACCAUCAUUAACCAUUGUUAACCCUUGUUAACCAUCAUUAACCAUUAUUAACCGUUGUUGUCAAUCUUCUACGGUCGAUGGUCCUCAGCGAAGCUCUAAACUGUUUCUCUCUUGUGUUCAACGUCUUGAAGUUUCCUUUUAUGUGUCUUUUUGUCUCGCCUGACGUGUGUGUGUGUGUGUGCGUGUCUGUGUGUGUGUGGUGUGUGUGUGUGUGUGCGUGUUACUGUUCGUUGUUUCUUUCUCACCUUUUUAUUGUGACAAAAGCACUUUGGAGCUGAAGGCAUAAAAAGUGAAUCUGGAGGCUUAAA
This is a messenger RNA of Gasterosteus aculeatus aculeatus (three-spined stickleback), 4233 nucleotides long. It is a transcript of the gene crfa4, whose product is annotated as cytokine receptor family, class I receptor 4. Gene Ontology annotation, cellular component: external side of plasma membrane. Gene Ontology annotation, molecular function: cytokine receptor activity; protein binding. NCBI's taxonomy places the organism in Eukaryota, Metazoa, Chordata, Actinopteri, Perciformes, Gasterosteidae. The record is from RefSeq and is a predicted model, not a curated record. Gene Ontology annotation, biological process: cytokine-mediated signaling pathway.